This is a messenger RNA of Ostrea edulis (European flat oyster), 6089 nucleotides long. RefSeq lists its product as uncharacterized. The record is from RefSeq and is a predicted model, not a curated record. The transcript has 5 exons. Bases 4555 to 5673 code for a protein of 372 amino acids. Lineage: Eukaryota; Metazoa; Mollusca; Bivalvia; Ostreida; Ostreidae.
GUUCAUUUUAUUUCCGACAGUAUAUUUUUAUAGAGGAAAUUUGUUUAGAUAUUUAUUUAUAUACCUGGAAUUUUUUUUUAUUAUGACGGACUAAUUAAAUGAACUAUGAUAUAUCGUGCGAUCUAGGACGUUUCGGUGUUGGGCAGUAGUUGUCGUCAGCUCCUUCUUCCGAUUUAGAGUUUGUAGAUUUUCUGUCCGAAGCAUAGUAUUUGUAUCUACAUGCAUUGCUUAAUGUGUCAUGUUCAUGUUUGACAGAGACAAAAAAGUGUUUUUGUAGAAAGCACUUUGCAACUUCAUUUAUCAAUAGUGUAUGGUUUACGCUGUUUAUAAUAUCGUUCAGCAGCUGUCUUUACAUUGCACGCAUUUCUACACAUCUUUGUAAUAAAAUGUUAUAAUGAUUACUUAUAGGCCUAAUCAAGCUCAGCGUUUAACAUUAUAUCAGCUAUGCAUAUAGAAAUGUACAGCUUAAUUUACUAUUAUACUGUGUACUAAUCAGGGGCGGGUACAAAAGAGAUGUCAUGUGUAAAGAGGAGGGGGGUGAAUUUUUCUUUAAAAUGUUUAUCCAAAUGGAGGUGGGGUGGGAGUUGCAACCCCCAAACCCCCCUCUAAAUCUACCACUGCUUUUGAAUUCAUUAAUCAAAACCAAAUAACCAAUUUCAUACACAGAGAAAAAAUUAUUAUAUUUUUCGUAAUAUACAUUAGAUACUGCAAGAUUAUUUUGCAUGGUGAUCAAGAAUGAUAUUUUUUCAUAACGCCUGAGUAAUAUAAAAACAAAGAAAAUAAAACAAAGUUUGAAAAAUAAAAUCUAAUUAGGGUGUCUGCAGAUGUGUUUUAAUUGGUCUCUCAUAUUCAAAGUCAGUAACUCAAAGAUACAUUUCUAGCGUUAUAGGAUUUGAUCACGUGACCAACUUCAUGUCAUAUCCCAAUAACAUUCAAAAAUGGUAUCUAAUUUCUUAAAUAACUUCAAUUCAAUUGAUAUACGUUUAUGGUUACUCUUACAUGUAUAUGUUGAAAAAUGAUGUGUUCUCCACAGGAUUUGAACAUAGGACCCCCUGCUUACAAAAGAAGUGCGUUAUCCACUGCGCCACCGUGACUUGUUCUCGGUUGUGUAUCAAUUAUAUCUAGUUGUUCGUUAAGCUACAAUGUAUAUAUAAUAUGUGUGUAACAUUCAACAAUACAUUUUUCUAUCAUAAACAUUACAUUGUAAGCAAGUAUUUUGACAUUAUCUACGAACAUACAACAUUAAUUUCAUAUUUAUAUUUAUCGGCACAGCUGAGUUAUAAUUAUCGAGAUCGUUGAUGACCUACUGGCGUCUGCGAAGUCCUAUAUGCAGCCUAUCUUUAUGUACACUAACUCGUUAUGUUCUAUAUUUGGGGAUGGGUAUUAAACAUGGGGAAAAUACGAUACUGUACUUUACUCAUGACAUCAAAAUAUAAUUAUUCGAUGAUCAUAAAACUAGCCCAUGUACAACACGGCAUGUUGACGCCCAGUCCCGGCCAUUUGUUUACAUGCAUCGGCUCGGCGAUCUGUCAAAACAGUGGCGGAUCUGCAUUCUUUGUUGAUCAUAUGUUUACAUAAAGUCAAGUCGUUAGAUAAUGCUAUCGUGAAGUCCGCGGAUCGAAUAACAUGAUUAUGCAUGUUUUUAGGAAACACAAUGUAAUCACUUACCUAGUAACCCUGGUAUUCUGGAAGAAAAACGUUUCUCGUGUGUUGUUUGGAAAAAUUCGUGCCGCUGAAUCCGGCCCGUUUAUAAAUUUGAUUUUAUAAAUUGUUUACAUAACUAUUUAAUUAAUUUUCGAUAUGAGCAAGAUUACAAACCACGAAAAAUUGUAUGCAGGAAAAUAUUAUGUAUUCAGACAACUCGUUGUCCAGAUUUCGUCGUGGUUUACGUUCUUGCUCAUAGUAUAAAACUCAAUACAAAUGAUUGAAAAUCGAUAAAUUCCCAUGAUUUUCCAAAUUAUGCCAAAAUUGGAUCCCAAUAUCUUGCUAAAACAAAAAUAUUGGACUAAAAAAAACAUCUUGUUACAGCAAGAUAGGAUAAAAAUUAAAAGAUGUGAUCCAUUAAUUAUAAUUUUUACACAUGUGUAAUUUUCAAGGAAAAUGGGGGCCAGCUUUUGUAGCUUGUCCUUUACGGGUUAUGUUAAUCGACUUAUCUCCCUUUGAUUGUAUUGUGCUUCAAUGGUUACGGAAUUUAUGUGACAGUUUAAUUCAUCGGCGAAAUAAAAGUAAUACGAGAAGAUAAUUGUUGUCAAGUCUUUUAACUACAUGUAUUUUAUUUGCAGAUUCAACAUUUGAGAUAAAUUGUAUUUGCAGAUUCAACAUUUGAGAUAAAUUCGACCUAUCUUUAAAAGCAAAGUCAUACAAUAUUGUUGAUUAUUGUCAUCACAGAUUUUCAAUGAUGAUCAUCGGAAAUCUAUAAUUCUUUCCUCGAUCAAAGAUGUACAUAAACUUUUCAAAAUAAUUGAGAUAUAUGUUUUGAGAUCCUAUGUAAAAAUCUAUCAUUUUAUAAUGUUUUAUAAGGACAUGUCUAUUUUCAAGAUGAGAAACUUAUCAUUCGAUGCAUAAAUCACUGCAUGAAAAACCACCUUUUGUAUAUCCAAAAGAUGGACAAAAGGCCACAUUUCAUUCAUUUUUUUUUUUACACCUUUUAUGCUCCUUUAAUUUUUUAAUGAAAGGUACAAAAGAUCAAAUUUUGUACAGCUUUUGAAUGCAAAAAAGAUAUCCAAAUGGCCCACUUUUAUACACCUUUUUUUACAUAAAUAUAUAUUUUCCCAUCUUUUUGAGAAAAACAUUUUGUCUUUUUGCAUCUUUUUACAUAACAAAAUCUGACCUUUUGAUAACUUUGCCAUUAAAAAUUUCUACAUUUAUAUACCUUUUAUAUACUUUUCAGAUUUUGAUAUAUCAACUUUUAUUUACCUUUUCGUGAAUGAAACUCAUCUUUCUGCAACUUUUGCAGAGCUUUUAAUGUUACAAAAUGUCAACUUUUAACUACUUUUCUGCAUUAAAUUUCAACUUUCAUGCAGCUUUUUUAAAGGUCAAAAAGGCCAUCUUUUGACAUCUUUAAUACCUUAAAUCUCCACUUUUUUUUAUGGUAUUCAGAGUAAGGAAACAAUACUCAGACUCUAUUCCUUUUCAUAUGUGCACAGUAUAAAUAUUUGGCCAACUAUUUCAGCAGUUCAGUGGUAUAAUAAAAGUACUGGGAUCCAUUGAUUCGAAAUGAUCAUACAAAUACAUGUGUAGUUUAAAACAACAUUUUAUUUGUGUAAAACUAUACAACAAACAAAUGGAAAAAAACCAAAACAAAAUAUGACUAGAACUUGUAAGUGCUAGACAGGAGUAAAUUUAGUGUGUUAAUACUUUUGACCUACAUCCAUCUUUACCCAAAUCAAGUCUCAAAAAAUCAAUGACAUUGUUUUAGAGAAAGGAGAUUAUUGAGUUAUGUUUAAUGCUUAAAAUUCAAACAAAUUUAAUCCAGAAUGUAGCUACAAAAAAGUUGACUUUCCCUGAGAGCAUUAAUUUAAGAAUUAAUUUGCAUUACAUGAGGAGUCUUGAGGCCUUAUCAUGACCCUUUUCUUAAGAAGAAUUUUAAAAGAUUUUUCAUACAUGUUCCCAUGUAAAAAUUUCAUCCCUUGUUGUGGCCUCAAUGUUUGUAGCCCAAACUUAUCCCCUGGGGUCAUGAUUUUAACAAGUUUAAUCUAAUCUACCUGAAGAUGCUUGCAUGAAUAUGACAAAUCUUGGCUUUGCUAGCGCUGUUCUUGAGAAGAAGUUUCAAGAUUUUUCCUAUCUAUAGACCGAUCUUAAUUAGAUGCUCAUAAAUAUUCAUAUAAAACCGAAAGCGAGGCUAAGCUAGGUGUUCCCAUAUGUAAACAACAUGGCGUGCUCCAGUGCAACUGCUACUACGACUGCUUUUACGAAGGAUUUAUCUCUUGUUCCCGAUGUUACAUUCGUAUUCGUUGAGAAUUUUAUUAAAUCUCAAUCAACUAGCUCCGGAAAGGAACAAAUGAAUAAAGGUUUCAAGUACUACAGUGAGCAAUAUGUGCAUUCUGUGUCGGGUAAGUUGUCAAAAAUUUAUACGACAACAAUAUAACAAUGUACGAUUUUCCUUUCUGGUGUUCUGGAAAAGCUGCAGUUUUAAUAAUUCAGUAUGAGAGAUUAUCCAAUUAACCUAAUAUAAGGCUGCUUUUUCAAAAUGAUGGACAACAUGAACGGUAAAUAAUAAAGUUUAUCACCCAAAUCAAUUGAAAAAGAGGGGGGGGGGUCCAUUUUCGUUGUGCUUCGAGUGGUCUAAUAAUUUCAAGGUGUUUGUUUGCUGACCAUACAGUUAACAUUAAUUAUGCAUUGUCUACUAUCAAUGUUGUCAGAGAAGAGUGGAAGCCUCUGGAUUAAUAAUUUUCAAUCAAUUCAAAAGUAAAGGGAAAAAAGUUUCAAAAUGAUUUUUUAUAAAAAGCAUGAUCAUGUAGAAUUGUAUAAAAUGUGUUUACAUAUAAUUCAUCAUACAUUACUUACGGUUUUUCUUUCUUCACGCUGAAUACACACCGUAUCAUAUAGAAAAAUAUGAAGAUGUGGUAUUGUCAAUCACAAUUAUGUUAUUUUUCAGUUUAUGAAGAUGAUGAGGGUUGCCUUGUUAAAGGAAAAUGUUACACAUCACAAAGGAAAAAUGAGUCUCCCUAUGAUGUAAAGGUCUUGAUCAAUCAGGAACAAGUAGAAUAUUCAUUCUGCACAUGUGCCAUUGGACAAAGUGGAUAUUACGGCCAUGUAACAGCGCUACUCUACGAAAUAGCCUUUUAUAAACUGAUGAAAUAUAAGCUUAUUCCAACAGAUAUUGCAAGAACUUCAUUACCCCAAACAUGGCAUGUUCCAAGAGGUGAAAAACUACAGGGAGAAAAGGUUGACAAUAUUGUUGUGCAAGGGUACGACCGGAAUAAUCCACAGAGAGCUACAAAAGGAAUUAAGUCAACAUUAUAUAAUCCUAUAUGUGGAGAGGAGGAAUUGGAUGUGAAUGGGUUUUUGGAUGAAAUCAAGGACCUAAACAUCAUAUUUAACACAUCAGUAGAAAAUUCAACAGAAAGGGUGCAGACAAAAUUUGGCAAUUUUCAAAAAGGAAGUGUACUCAGCUAUCAGCAGAAGUUAGCAACUGAUUAUGUUCUUAAUCUGAUGGAAGUUAAUGACUUUCCAAAUUUGCCAGUGAGGAAUGUAAUGAAGGAUAAUGUGUCAUAUGUACUGAGUGAAAAUCAAUUAAAAAAAUUUGAUUCCUUGAAAUUAACAGAGCUUGAGAGCAUUGAAAUGGAGGAAAGCACCCGGGAGCAGUCGAAUGAUCCAAAGUGGCAUAAACUGCGGCAUGCUAGAAUCACAGCUUCUUCAUCAGGGGAAAUUGCCAAGCGACGGGCAGAUGGCAGAAAACUAGCAGAGAGGUUACAAACAGCUAGACGUUUUCAGUCUGCUGCUAUGAAACGUGGCAUUGAGUCUGAAGGUGUUGCUGCUCAAGCAUAUAGUGAGAAAAUGGAUAACAAUGUUAAUCUGUAUCCUUGCGGAGUGGUUGUUAGUCCUUUUUCUCAUUGGUUGGCUGCAACUCCAGACAGGAAAGUUUACUGUCCAUCAAGGGAUCCACCUUUUGGAUUGCUAGAAAUAAAGUCCCUGGACACUGAUGACUUGUCAAAAGUGAAAUGUCUUUGAGAGGACAAUGGACAAUUAAAAUUAAAAACAAACGAUAACUACUAUUACCAAGGUCAAAUGCAAAUGGCUGUAACAGGAUUAGAGUGGUGUGAUUUUUAUGUAUGGUUGGAAAAUGUAUCUCACUUGGAAACAAUUUAUUUUAAUGAGCAGUUCUGGCAGUGUGCAAAAGACAAAUUGGAUUUAUUUUUUCUGACUUAUUAUUUGGAAUAAAAUUUGUAUUUCAGUUAUUUGCUAAAUAUGUGAUAUUGUUAGAUGAAAUAAGAACAAAAAAUGUGAAACAUAAGUUUUAUUUUUUCUGCUUUAUUAAUGGCCUUCUGAAUAACGUAAGAAGAUUGGCCACGGUCCACAACUGGUUCACUGAUCCUGCAAUUGAGAGUGGUACUGUUGAUUGUAGUAGUUUAUAUUCCUUCACCCUC